CGGCGCCGCCCCGCCCCCUCGUGAUCGCUGGCUUGGAGCGGAGCCGCAGAAGGCCACCCCUGCCAGACCUGGGACUCUACACUGGUUCAAGCAGGCUGCUGGAAUUGAGUGUCAGCCACCAUGUUGCUGCUGCUGCACAGACCUGUGAUCCUUGGCCUUCGACAGGCCUUCAGACUGAGGUCAACUUCUUCAAGGCUCUGCAUUCAGACCUGCUCUACAAAUGAUUCAUUUCAGCCCCAGCACCCCAGCCCCAACUUCUGUGGUGAUAACUACAGCACUAGGGGAUGGAAAGUCAUGGGGGCUCUGCUAGGACUUGGCGCAGCAUUGGCCUAUCAUGACCAUCAGUGUAGGGCUUCUCAGGACUCACCACACGUGUACACUAAGGAGGAAGUGAGUUCCCACAGCAGCCCUGAGACUGGGAUCUGGGUGACUCUGGGUUGUGAGGUCUUUGAUGUCACAGAAUUUGUGGAUCGACAUCCAGGAGGCCCAUCAAAGCUGAUGCUAGCAGCCGGGGGUCCCCUAGAGCCUUUCUGGUCCCUCUAUGCUUUUCACAACCAACCUCAUGUGCGUGAGUUACUGGCUGAGUACAAGAUUGGUGAGCUGAACCCUGAAGACGAUGUGUCCCCAACCUUGGAAAUCUCUGACCCUUACGCUAAUGAUCCUAAGCGUCACCCAGCCCUGAAGGUCAACAGCCAACGCCCCUUCAAUGCAGAGCCUCCCCCUGAGCUGCUGACAGAAAACUACAUCACACCCAACCCUAUCUUCUUCACCCGGAACCAUCUGCCUGUACCUAACCUGGACCCUGAUACCUAUCGCUUGCAUGUGGUAGGGGCACCUGGACAUCAGUCACUCUGUCUAUCCCUGGAUGACUUGUACAAGUUUCCCAAACAUGAGAUCAACGUCACUCUGCAGUGUGCUGGCAACCGGCGUUCUGAGAUGACUCAGAUCAAGGAAGUGAAAGGUCUGGAGUGGAAGACAGGGGCCAUCAGCACCGCACGCUGGGCUGGUGCACGGCUCAGUGAUGUGUUAGCCCAGGCUGGUUACCAGCUGUCUGACACUGAGUUCCAUGUCUGCUUUGAGGGACUAGACUGUGAUCCCACUGGGACUGCUUAUGGAGCAUCCAUCCCUCUUGCUCGGGCUUUGAAUCCUGAAGCUGAGGUCCUGCUGGCAUAUGAGAUGAACGGGCAGCCUCUGCCUCGUGACCAUGGCUUCCCUGUGCGGGUGAUAGUUCCUGGUGUAGUGGGUGCUCGCCAUGUCAAGUGGCUGGGCAGAAUCAGUGUAGAGCCAGAGGAAAGUCACAGCCACUGGCAGCGACGGGAUUACAAAGGCUUCUCUCCAUCUGUGGACUGGGACACUGUAGAUUUUGACUCAGCUCCAUCUAUUCAAGAACUCCCUGUCCAGUCAGCCAUCACAGAGCCUCGGGAUGGGGAGACUAUAGAGUCAGGGGAUGUGACCAUCAAGGGCUAUGCGUGGAGUGGUGGUGGUAGGGCCAUAAUCCGGGUUGAUGUGUCUCUGGAUGGGGGGCUCACCUGGCAGACAGCUGAGUUGGAUGGAGAGGAACAGCGCCCCAGAAAGGCCUGGGCCUGGCGUCUAUGGCAACUGCAAGCACCUGUGCCAGCUGGGCAAAAGGAAUUGAACAUUGUGUGUAAGGCUGUGGAUGACAGCUACAAUGUGCAACCAGACACUGUGGCCCCAACCUGGAACCUGAGAGGUGUGCUCAGCAAUGCCUGGCAUAGUGUCCAUAUUCAUGUUUCCCCGUGAGAGCGUGAAAUGAAGCCAUCUAUACCCCAGAGCCACCUAACGCCUUUUUUUUUCCAUCCUGUGACCUCACCGUCACACACCAAAAAAAAAAAAAAAAAAAAAAAAAAAAAAAAAAAAUUCCUUUCCUUGUUCUCCACUUCUUGGAUCACACUCCUAGACUGUGCCUUUUUGAGCUACACUCAGGUACACACAUUGCGUGU
Messenger RNA from Octodon degus (degu), 1961 nucleotides. It is a transcript of the gene Suox, whose product is annotated as sulfite oxidase. The transcript has 5 exons. NCBI's taxonomy places the organism in Eukaryota, Metazoa, Chordata, Mammalia, Rodentia, Octodontidae. Gene Ontology annotation, cellular component: mitochondrion. Bases 121 to 1761 code for a protein of 546 amino acids. The record is from RefSeq and is a predicted model, not a curated record. Gene Ontology annotation, molecular function: oxidoreductase activity; molybdopterin cofactor binding; heme binding.